This is a messenger RNA of Emiliania huxleyi CCMP1516, 360 nucleotides long. RefSeq lists its product as hypothetical. The transcript is spliced from 5 exons. The record is from RefSeq and is a predicted model, not a curated record. Lineage: Eukaryota; Haptophyta; Isochrysidales; Noelaerhabdaceae. Bases 1 to 360 code for a protein of 119 amino acids.
AUGCCGUCGGCCGUAAAGGAUGUAGAGAUCGCCGAGGGCGUCGUCACACAUACGUACACGCUGCUCAAGAUGAUCAAGGUGAAGCAGACGCUCGACCCAGCGGCGACAGAGCCCGUUGAGGGCAGCGAGAAUGGAGACCGCGUACUUCUCCUGGCGCGGUGGGACGCCGACACCUGCUCUCUGGUGUUCCACAAGACCUUUCCCGACAGGCAGCUUGUUGAGACGAUGACAAACGCCGUCUCCGAAGACGGCGCGACCAUGACGGUAACACUCACCACCACGAGCAAGGGCGGCCAGAGUGUCACCACGGUCGACACCUUCUCGAGAGCCAGAGACUCGAAGCGGUGGAGCAGCGGCUGA